AUGCCUUUUUUAAAUUUUUAUACAGCUUUCUAAAACCAACUUCUCCAACAACAACGAUUUCCGUGCUCUUCUGCAGUCUCUGUAUGCUACUUUUAAGGAGUUCAAAAUGCAUGAGCAGAUUGAAAACGAAUACAUUAUUGGUUUGCUUCAGCAACGCAGCCAGACCAUUUAUAAUGUGCAUUCUGACAAUAAACUCUCUGAGAUGCUUAGCCUCUUUGAAAAGGGUUUGAAGAAUGUUAAGAAUGAAUAUGAGCAGUUAAAUUAUGCAAAACAGCUGAAAGAAAGAUUGGAGGCUUUUACAAGAGAUUUUCUUCCUCACAUGAAAGAGGAAGAGGAGGUUUUUCAGCCCAUGUUAAUGGAAUAUUUUACCUAUGAAGAGCUUAAGGAUAUUAAAAAGAAAGUGAUUGCACAGCACUGCUCUCAGAAGGACGCCGCAGAGCUCCUCAGAGGCCUCAGCCUGUGGAAUCAAGCUGAGGAGCGACAGAAGUUCUUUAAAUAUUCUGUGGAUGAAAAAUCAGAUACAGAAGCAGAAGUGUCAGAACAAUCCACAGGUAUAACCCAUCUUCCUCCUGAGGUAAUGCUGUCAAUUUUCAGUUAUCUUAAUCCUCAAGAAUUAUGUCGAUGCAGUCAAGUAAGCACUAAGUGGUCUCAGCUGGCAAAGACUGGAUCACUUUGGAAACAUCUUUACCCUGUUCAUUGGGCCAGAGGUGACUGGUACAGUGGUCCUGCAACUGAACUGGAUACUGAACCUGACGAGGAGUGGGUGAAAAAUAGGAAAGAUGAAAGUCGUGCUUUUCAGGAGUGGGAUGAAGAUGCGGACAUAGACGAAUCUGAAGAGUCUGCAGAGGAAUCGAUUGCUAUCAGCAUUGCACAGAUGGAAAAACGUUUACUCCAUGGCUUAAUUCAUAAUGUUCUACCGUAUGUUGGUACUUCCGUGAAAACUUUAGUAUUAGCAUACAGCUCUGCAGUUUCCAGCAAAAUGGUUAGGCAGAUUUUAGAGCUUUGUCCUAACCUGGAGCAUCUGGAUCUUACCCAAACUGACAUUUCAGAUUCUGCAUUUGACAGUUGGUCUUGGCUUGGUUGCUGCCAGAGUCUUCGGCAUCUUGAUCUAUCUGGAUGUGAAAAAAUCACAGAUGUGGCUCUAGAAAAGAUUUCUAGAGCUCUUGGAAUUCUGACAUCUCAUCAGAGUGGCCUUUUGAAAACUUCUACAGGCAAAAUUACUUCGACUACAUGGAAAAAUAAAGACAUUACCAUGCAGUCCACCAACCAGUAUGCUUGUUUGCACGAUUUGACCACCAAGGGCAUUGGAGAAGAAAUAGAUAAUGAACAUCCCUGGACUAAGCCUGUUUCUUCUGAAAGUUUCACUUCUCCAUAUGUGUGGAUGUUAGAUGCUGAAGAUUUGGCUGAUAUUGAAGAUGCUGUAGAGUGGAGACACAGAAAUGUUGAAAGUCUUUGUGUAAUGGAAACGGCAUCCAACUUUAGUUGUUCCUCUUCGGGUUGUUACAGCAAGGACAUUGUUGGACUAAGGACUAGCGUCUGCUGGCAGCAGCAUUGUGCUUCACCGGCCUUUGCGUAUUGUGGUCAUUCAUUUUGUUGCACAGGAACAGCUUUAAGAACUAUGUCAGCACUCCCAGAGUCUUCUGCAUUGUGUAGAAAAGCAUCAAGGACGAGAUUGCUUAGGGAAACAGACUUAAUUUACUCUGGGAGUGAAAAAUCUGAUCAAGAGACUGGACGUGUACUUUUGUUUCUCAGUCUGUCUGGAUGUUAUCAGAUCACAGACCAUGGUCUCAGGGUUUUGACUCUGGGAGGAGGGCUGCCUUACUUGGAGCACCUUAAUCUCUCUGGUUGUCUUACUGUAACUGGUGCAGGCCUGCAGGAUUUGGUUUCAGCAUGUCCUUCUCUAAAUGAUGAAUACUUUUACUACUGUGACAACAUUAACGGUUCAGUGUUACUUACUAAGGCUUCUAGGACAUAUUAAUGAAAAGUAAUCGGUCCUCAUGCUGACACCGCCAGCGGAUGCCAGAAUUUGCAGUGUGGUUUUCGAGCCUGCUGCCGCUCUGGCGAAUGACCCUUGACUUCUGACCUUUGUCUACUUCAUUUAGCUGAGCAGGCUUCCUUUCAUGCACUUUACUUAUAGCACAUUUCUUGUGUUAACCAUCCUUUUUUGAGUGUGACUUGUUUUGGCCCCAUUUCUUACGGCCUCAAAAAUCUUAAUUUACUGGUGAAUUGUACAGUGUUGUUUCUCUUGCAGAUCGUAUUUUUGUUUUAGAAAGGGACUAGAUCUUUUCAUAGGAUGAGAACAGUUUCAUCUGAUUUCUUUUAAAUUGAAUACUUUGGGGGAAAAAUGUCACUAAUGCCAUGCUAUUUAAAGUAUUUUUUAGAUUACUUUGAGUUUUGAAGUCAAUGGGGUUAUUGGUUCUCCUUAUAGGUAAACACUGUACCAAGCUUUGCAGAUCUUUUCAGACAUACAUUUCUGAAAUUUUAUUUUGGAAAGUGGUCUCUUUUCCAAAGUAUUUCCUUUAUUUGAACAAUUCUCAGAGGGCCAAUUCAGACAUACCUACAUAUGAUUCUUUAAGAUUAUAAAAUAAAUUGGCUUCUUGGUGUUAGCUCAGGGAGCUGGCACAGCACCAGUGCAUCUGCAUUUGCUUUUUUCAAAGACCCCUGGUUCCCACCACAGUCCCUAAAUUGUCACGUUUGGGAGGGGUUUUUAAAAGUUCCACAAUCAUUUGAAGAAAUGUAUAAAUAAAAUCUACUUUGAGGACUUACCAAGUAA
This is a messenger RNA of Vicugna pacos (alpaca), 2773 nucleotides long. The record is from RefSeq and is a predicted model, not a curated record. NCBI's taxonomy places the organism in Eukaryota, Metazoa, Chordata, Mammalia, Artiodactyla, Camelidae.